UUAAUGCUCCAUUAUUUCCGCGAUGCCUGGAACUCACGAAAAAAUAUGGACCGUGAUUUAUACUUAAACUAUACGCCAAGGUUGCUUGUAAUUACUUGAUUUCCUGCUCAAAUUAUGUUCAAGUCAAAUUCCAAUGUUGUGCAUAAUUUAGUAAAGCACACGUUUAAUUUUGUGUGAAAAUAUCUCGACCCGAGUGGUGUGCCCGGACGGAACGUAGGAUUUCAGCAAGCGGGGGCGAUAUUGAAAGUUGGUAUUAAACAAAAUGGCGACCACGACGAAGAACGGAGAUAAGGAGCAUCAUGAAAAGCUCAUUAGGACCGUUAAAAAAGAGGUCAAACAGAUUAUGGAAGAGGCAGUUACUCGUAAAUUUGUGCAUGAAGAUAGCGGAAGCAUUAUUUCAUUAUGUGCUGCCGUAGAUAACUGUCUAUCGCAAGGCUUGAAGAAAAGAAUCUCCGGGAUUUUUAAAGGGAAUUUAACGACGGCAUCUUUAAUUAAGCAUCUCGCUAAGCACCACCCGGAGGCAGCCGAAGUCGCUCAUAAAGUACAGGAAAUCGAGGCCAGACUUGAAGAGGCUAACAAGAAAAUCAGCAGCAACAGCAACAGUUUAAAUGGAGAAAGUCCCAACAAACCACACACAAGCAUCCGUGCUACACUGCAGCAACGCUAUCUGUGGAUACGUGUCGCCCUCUUUGAGAAAGAGCUCUCCAAGCUCAUUGAGUUCAUCAAUCAAGAAAGCAGCAAGUACUAUGAGAAGGAAGCCCUGAUGGCCGACCCAGUAGAGGGUCCUAUAAUUGCCUCAUUACUUGUGGGGCCUUGUGCUCUUGACUAUUCCAAGAUGAAGACAGCGGACCACUACUGGACCGACCCUCCAGCUGACGAGCUGGUGCAGAGACAUAGGAUUCAUAGUAUGAACCCUGGUGUUAGCUCCAAUACACCGGCAUCUCCAAAGAGACCUGGACUACAGGUCAAGCGUACCCACGGACAGGGGUCAUCAGAUGACCACCGAAGCACACCGCUGUCGGCGAGAGACUAUGUGGAGUCGCUGCACCAAAACUCUAGAAGUACUCUGCUGUACGGGAAGAACAAUGUCAUGGUUCAGCCGAAAGAAGAUAUCCAGCAUAUACCCGGCUACCUGUCUCUGCAUCAGACUGCCGAGCAUCUGACGAUUAAAUGGACUCCAAAUCAACUCAUGAAUGGCGGAGGAGGAAGCUCCGAAGACAGCGAGAUUGACCCUGAAAAAAGUAUUUUUGUGUAUCGAACACGUAUCUACUGGGACUAUGCAGUGACAGUCAACUUGGAGGAUAUUGUGUAUCUACAUUGCCAUCAACAGCCUGACAGCGGUGGAACACUGGUCCUAGUCGGCCAGGAUGGCGUGCAGUAUCCCCCCAUACACUUCCCCAAAGGCGGUCACCUCCUGGCCUUCUUGACCUGCCUUGAGAACGGUCUCCUCCCCAGGGGACAGCUUGAUCCUCCUCUAUGGUCUCAGAGGGGUAAGGGGAAGGUGUUGCCCAAACUGCGCCGUAAAACGUCACCGCUCAGCUCAACUUUAAAGGAAGGCACGCAGAUCUUCGAGGGAGAGGAAGCCACGGAUUAUGUGUUCAGGAUUAUCAAGGCAUUCAAGGCAGAGUAUGUUCCAGAAGACAUGAUUGACCCCAAGAAGGGAAAGUCAGGAGGUUUUCCUUGGAUGUUAAGAGACAGCGGUCCGAGACACACGCUGAUCCGGCAACAUGAGGUCUUAUCAAGCCCUACGGCCACAACGUCUCGUAUCUACUCUCCUUCCUCACCGAAUACUGAAAUACCAGCAAUUGUUGCCGCUACUUCAAGGUCAUCAAUCAAGUUGCUGUGUGAUACUAUGAAGAAACAGAUCAUAUCCAGAGCAUUCUAUGGAUGGCUAGCCCACUGUCGACAUCUGCGCACGGUACGUACUCAUUUAUCCGGUUUGGUGGACGCUAACGUGAUCGGUUUGGAUGCAUCAGAGAGUCUGACUGCCGAGAAAUGGGCAUCAUUCAUGGAGGCUGGAAAGGAGGUAAAUGAAGAUGAGGUGAUGCAAUUGGUUUACUUUGGAGGAGUGGCUCAUAACAUCAGAAAAGAGGUGUGGCCAUACAUGUUGGGACAUUACAAGUUCGGAGCAACAGAAGAUGAGCGAAGAUCAGUCGACGCAAACACACGUAUGACCUAUGAGCAGAUCGUUGCUGAGUGGAUGGCUGUCGAGGCCAUCAUCAAACAGCGAGACAGAGACAACCAAGCCGCAAAACUCUCAUCGGAGAACAGCUCGGAGGGACAGAUCCCCCUGCAAGGUCACGACCCCAGUCUCGACAGCGAGGUCUUCGAGCUGGAAGAAGACAACGAUGAGUAUUUAGAAGCGGGCGAAGUGCGGUCGAGCACGGAGGACAUGUCUCAGGAACAGAAGGAGAUGAUAAAGCGAGAGGACUAUGUCGUCAUCGAGUGCCAGAGUCCCGACAAGGAGAUGGUUGGGUCACACUCGUCGCUGAAACACAAACAGAGCGACACCUCGACGGACGAAGGGAUGGGAGCUAGCAUCGCCAGCUCCUCCAGCGUUCAGUCGAGGGACGGACUGAAGCAUCGGAGCACGACAUGCAGCGAGACAGACGUUGGGCAGGAAUGCGACCAUGAGGUGGAGGACGCUGGUGGGGUGAGAGUGGAACUGUGCAAUGGUGACGAGGCAUCUGGUGUCGAGGAGAGUAAACAUGUGGACACGAUGAAGAAGGAUAUUAUCUCAAGCACGCUGAAUAGUCAUCUGACGGCAGAGGGGAUGGCUGUAUCUCCGGCUUCAUCUAACGGGGGAGUGUACACGACGGAGCUGUUGGAUACAUUCAGUCUGAAUCUACACCGUGUGGAUAAGGAUGUCCAGCGCUGCGAUCGUAACUAUCACUACUUCAACGAUACCAACCUGGAGAAACUACGGAAUAUCAUGUGUAGCUACGUCUGGGAGCAUCUGGACGUUGGAUACGUACAGGGAAUGUGCGAUUUGGUGGCACCGCUGCUGGUCAUUAUUGACGAUGAAGCAAAGACGUACAGCUGUUUCUGUGAGUUGAUGAAGAGGAUGAGUAAGAACUUUCCCCACGGUGGGGCAAUGGAUACACACUUUGCAAACAUGAGGUCGCUCAUACAGAUUCUCGACUCUGAGAUCUUUGAGUUGAUGCAUCAGAACGGUGACUACACUCAUUUCUAUUUCUGCUAUCGAUGGUUCUUACUGGACUUCAAAAGAGAGCUUGUGUACGAUGACACGUUUGUUGUAUGGGAGACCAUCUGGGCUGCCAAGCACUGUGCUUCCAGGGAUUUUGUACUCUUCAUUGCAUUGGCGCUGGUGGAAUACUACAGAGAUAUCAUUCUGGAUAACAACAUGGACUUCACAGACAUCAUCAAGUUCUUCAACGAGAUGGCAGAGAGGCAUGAUGCCAAGGCAAUACUCAAAGUGGCUCGUGAGUUAGUGUACAGAGUCCAGACGCUGAUUGAGAACAAGUAAAGAAGAAAAAGAAGAAAAAAAACAGCACCUAGUGACAAGUUUGUGUGUUUGUGCUCAACAAAGACUUGAGCCCUGACUACUCGCCACCCACCCCUCCGGUCCUCAAACUACCUCCAUCCGAAGUCUUCUUGUUGUCCAAGCUUUCUUCUUUAUCAUCUCACUACUUCGUUUCACCUGUCUCACCUUCAACCUCACCUGUAAUUUUUGUUCCUCCUGCCGCCGAUUUCACAAAACUUAACGCAACUGCGUAAGUCCACUUGCUCAAUGAUUAGCGCAAGUGGACUUACGCAGUUGUGUAAAGUUUCAUGAAAUCUGUUGCAGUUCUUUACACUUCUGAAUCCCCAUCUCACUUGUAUCCUUCCCGCUGUCUGACCUUUGAUCCUGACCCCCUUCCUGGUUUCCUUAACCCCUCUCCUCCCCCUUCCUCAGUCAGAGCACUACACAGUCACUUCAGCGCAUAGUCGUCACAUUCCGUAGUCAGCAAUAUUUGCAGAUAGUCUUACUGCAAUCACUCCCGGAUCCUCUAGUCAGGUCACGUAUCCUUGAACCACCCACCCCC
Molecule: messenger RNA, 4046 nt
Organism: Asterias rubens (European starfish)
Lineage: Eukaryota; Metazoa; Echinodermata; Asteroidea; Forcipulatida; Asteriidae
Product: small G protein signaling modulator 1-like
Exons: 23
Coding region: 263-3487 (1074 amino acids)
Biological process (GO): activation of GTPase activity
Molecular function (GO): GTPase activator activity
Source: RefSeq, a predicted model, not a curated record